CGUUGCACGGCCCGGUGGCCCCGCCCCUGGCGCGCGACCGCCCCCCACAUGCCACGUGCUCGUCCAGGGGCGGCGCCAGGCGCACGCGGAGAAGAUGUUCUGGCUGCCUCUUCCGGCUGCCGGGCGAGUCGUCGUCCGACGUCUAGGCGUGAGGCGUCUCUCCGUCCGGGGUCUAGCCGCUGCAGACAUGACGAAGGGCCUUGUCCUAGGAGUCUAUGCCAAAGACAAAGAAGAUGAUGUGCCACAGUUUACAAGUGCAGGAGAGAAUUUCAAUAAAUUGGUGGAUGGAAAGUUGAGAGAUAUUUUGAACAUAUCUGGACCACCUCUGAAAACAGGCAAAACUCGAACCUUUUAUGGUCUGCAUCAGGACUUCCCCAGCGUGGUGGUGGUUGGCCUCGGCAAGAGGGCAGCAGGGGUGGAUGAGCAGGAGAACUGGCACGAAGGCAAGGAAAACAUCAGAGCUGCCAUCGCAGCGGGCUGCAGGCAGGUUCAAGACCUGGAGCUGUCCUCUGUAGAGGUGGAUCCCUGUGGAGAUGCCCAGGCUGCUGCGGAAGGCGCAGUGCUGGGUCUCUAUGAGUACGAUGAGCUGAAGCAACGAAAGAAGACAGGGGUGUCAGCGAAACUCUAUGGAAGUGGAGAUCAGGAGGCCUGGCAGAGAGGAGUCCUCUUCGCCUCAGGGCAGAACUUGGCGCGCCAGCUGAUGGAGAGUCCAGCCAAUGAGAUGACUCCGACCAGGUUUGCCGAAAUUAUUGAGAAGCGUCUCAGAAGUGCUAGCAGUAAAACAGAGGUCCAUAUCAGACCCAAGUCUUGGAUUGAGGAGCAGGAGAUGGGCUCGUUCCUGAGUGUAGCCAAAGGGUCUGAUGAGCCUCCAGUUUUCUUGGAAAUCCACUACAGAGGCAGCCCCGAUGCAAGUGAAGCACCCCUGGUGUUUGUUGGAAAGGGAAUUACCUUUGACAGUGGUGGCAUCUCCAUCAAGGCUUCUGCAAAUAUGGACCUCAUGAGGGCUGACAUGGGGGGAGCUGCAACAAUAUGUUCGGCCAUUGUGUCUGCUGCAAAGCUCAAUUUGCCCAUGAAUAUCGUGGGUUUGGCCCCACUCUGUGAAAAUAUGCCCAGUGGCAAAGCCAACAAGCCUGGAGAUGUGGUUAGAGCCCGGAAUGGGAAGACCAUCCAGGUGGAUAACACUGAUGCCGAGGGGAGGCUCAUCCUCGCUGAUGCCCUGUGUUACGCACAUACCUUUAACCCAAAGGUCAUCAUCAAUGCUGCCACCUUAACAGGGGCCAUGGAUGUAGCCCUGGGCUCAGGUGCCACUGGGGUGUUUACCAAUUCAUCCUGGCUGUGGAACAGACUGUUUGAGGCCAGCAUUGAAACUGGGGACCGUGUCUGGAGGAUGCCUCUCUUUGAACAUUACACAAGACAAAUUGUAGAUUGCCAACUUGCUGAUAUUAAUAAUAUUGGAAAAUAUAGAUCUGCAGGGGCGUGCACAGCGGCGGCGUUCCUGAGGGAAUUUGUGACUCACCCGAAGUGGGCUCAUUUAGACAUCGCAGGGGUGAUGACCAACAAGGACGAGGUUCCGUACCUGAGGAAAGGCAUGACCGGGAGGCCCACCAGGACACUGAUCGAGUUCCUGCUUCGCUUCAGUCAAGACAGCGCCUAGUGCAGACACUUGGCAACUGCUUCGUCUGUCCACAGCGGGCAGUUACACUUCGGAUAGUUUUGAAUGGAUAAAAGUCUUUUAAGGCAACAGGAUGACAUUUUAAAAGGUAGAAUAAAAGGAAAAUUUGUAUGCCUUGAUUUGUUUUUUAUUUUAUGCAAAGAUUUAUAAAGGUAAAGCUAAUGUUGUUUGGCAAGCUUUUUAAGAUACUCAGUGUAUAACAUUUUAAAACUUCCUGAUCACUUUCCAGAGUGUAUACAUUUAAUUGAAAGGAAAAAUUGAUUCUCAGAUCUGUGGUGCUAGGAACCUCAGCAAAUUAACAGUUACUGUGAUUGUCAGAAAUAAUAAAGCCAACUUUUUGUGCUGUC
Cavia porcellus (domestic guinea pig) is the source of this 2019-nucleotide messenger RNA. RefSeq names its product leucine aminopeptidase 3 (gene Lap3). NCBI's taxonomy places the organism in Eukaryota, Metazoa, Chordata, Mammalia, Rodentia, Caviidae. Gene Ontology annotation, cellular component: cytoplasm. Gene Ontology annotation, biological process: proteolysis. The coding region runs from base 95 to 1654 and encodes 519 amino acids. The record is from RefSeq and is a predicted model, not a curated record. Gene Ontology annotation, molecular function: metalloaminopeptidase activity; manganese ion binding. The transcript has 13 exons.